This is a messenger RNA of Anopheles maculipalpis, 1416 nucleotides long. RefSeq names its product NADH-ubiquinone oxidoreductase 49 kDa subunit-like. Bases 7 to 1416 code for a protein of 469 amino acids. The record is from RefSeq and is a predicted model, not a curated record. The transcript has a single exon. NCBI's taxonomy places the organism in Eukaryota, Metazoa, Arthropoda, Insecta, Diptera, Culicidae. Gene Ontology annotation, molecular function: NADH dehydrogenase (ubiquinone) activity; NAD binding; quinone binding. Gene Ontology annotation, biological process: mitochondrial electron transport, NADH to ubiquinone.
CACAAUAUGGCAUUCAGCGUGCUGAACACGGUCGCCAAGCGUACGGCCGCGAACGUUUAUGUAACCGGUGGGCUGCUGAAAAAUGUCGCCGCUUUAUAUAAUGCACGCCAACCGUCCCGUGCCGCCGGCAAAUGGUUCCCGGACGAGGAGUUUAUCGAUCAGUUCAAGGGUCCGGUCAUGUACCCGGACGAGGUAACGUCCCGCUGGAAGCUUCCGCCCUGGAACAGCAAGAUCGCACCGGUAGAGAAAACGGUCCGCAAUCUAAGCCUUAACUUUGGACCUCAGCAUCCCGCCGCUCACGGUGUGCUGCGGUUGGUGCUGGAACUGGACGGUGAAACGGUAAUGCGGGCCGAUCCGCACAUCGGUCUGCUGCACCGAGGCACCGAGAAGCUGAUCGAGUACAAAACGUACACCCAGGCCCUGCCGUACUUCGAUCGGCUCGAUUACGUGUCGAUGAUGUGCAACGAGCAGUGCUAUUCCCUGGCGGUCGAGAAGCUGCUGAACAUCGAUAUACCGCUCCGGGCAAAGUACAUCCGGGUGCUGUUUGCGGAAAUUACCCGCAUCCUGAACCACAUCAUGGCGGUCGGCACGCACGCACUGGACGUUGGCGCACUGACACCAUUCUUCUGGCUGUUCGAGGAGCGCGAAAAGAUGAUGGAAUUCUACGAGCGUGUGUCGGGUGCCCGUAUGCACGCCGCCUACAUCCGGCCCGGUGGCGUCUCGCAGGAUCUGCCCCUCGGUCUGCUGGACGAUAUCUACGAGUUUGCGUCCAAAUUCGGCGAACGACUAGACGAGGUGGAGGAUGUCCUAACGACCAACCGUAUCUGGGUCCAGCGAACGGUUGACAUCGGUAUUGUAUCGGCCGAGGACGCACUCAACUACGGCUUCAGCGGUGUCAUGUUGCGCGGUUCCGGCAUCAAGUGGGAUCUUCGCAAGUCGCAACCAUACGAUGCGUACGAUCGGGUAGAGUUCGAUGUACCGAUCGGUACGAAGGGUGACUGCUACGAUCGCUACCUGUGCCGUAUCGAGGAGAUGCGCCAGUCGCUACGCAUCAUCGACCAGUGCCUGAACCAGAUGCCGGCCGGUGAAAUUAAAACGGACGAUGCGAAGCUAACACCACCCUCCCGCGGGGAAAUGAAACACUCGAUGGAAGCGCUUAUUCACCACUUCAAACUGUUCACGCAAGGCUACCAGGUACCGCCUGGUGCGACCUACACCGCAGUGGAAGCACCGAAGGGCGAGUUCGGUCUGUAUCUGGUGUCGGACGGUUCGAGCCGACCGUACCGGUGCAAGAUAAAGGCGCCCGGGUUCGCGCAUCUUGCCGCGCUGGAUAAGAUCGGUCGUCAUCACAUGCUGGCGGAUGUGGUAGCAAUCAUCGGUACGCUGGAUGUUGUGUUCGGGGAGAUCGAUCGCUAA